This is a messenger RNA of Drosophila innubila, 1187 nucleotides long. RefSeq names its product U5 small nuclear ribonucleoprotein 40 kDa protein. The record is from RefSeq and is a predicted model, not a curated record. The transcript has 3 exons. Gene Ontology annotation, cellular component: catalytic step 2 spliceosome. Gene Ontology annotation, molecular function: RNA binding; protein binding. NCBI's taxonomy places the organism in Eukaryota, Metazoa, Arthropoda, Insecta, Diptera, Drosophilidae. Bases 73 to 1116 code for a protein of 347 amino acids.
GGCAGCACCAGAGUUUUGUUUUUGCGGCUGCAAAAAAUCUGUUCGCCAACGUUUAUUAAAUUUUUCAAUAAAAUGGGCACAAAGCGUCCCAACAACAGUGUGGUGCUGGCACAGGAACCAAAGCGCAGCAAGAAUGAUAUUGUGGCAUACACGAAUCGUGACAAGGCGCUGCUGGAAUCGGGCGUGCGAAGAACUUCCAAUCUGCAAGCACCCAUUAUGCAGCUGGAGGGACACGAGGGAGAAAUCUUUACGACUGAGUUCCACCCAGAAGGCGAAAUGUUGCUCUCCUCCGGCUUCGAUCGUCAGAUCUAUAUUUGGCAGGUGUAUGGUGAUUGUGAGAACAUUAUGGCCAUGUCCGGACACAGUGGUGCCGUGAUGGAGGCGCAUUUUACGCCCGACGGUUCCCACAUUUUCACCUGCUCCACAGACAAGACGCUGGCCAUCUGGGACAUUGUGACGGGUCAGCGGGUGCGACGUCUCAAGGGACACACAAACUUUGUGAACAGCGUGCAAGGAUCACGACGUGGGCAGCAGCUGCUGUGUUCCGGCAGCGAUGAUCGCACUAUAAGAAUCUGGGAUGCACGCAAGAAACACGCGGCACACGUGCUGGAAUCACCAUAUCAGGUAACAGCCGUAUGCUUUGGUGAUACCAGCGAACAGGUCAUCACCGGUGGCAUUGACAACGAGCUCAAGAUCUGGGACAUACGCAAGCAGCAGGUGGUGCAUCAUUUACGCGGACACACAGACACCAUAACGAGUGUGGCUUUAUCACCAGAAGGUGACUUUGUGCUGACCAAUGCCAUGGACAACACAUUGCGAGUCUGGGAUGUGCGUCCCUAUGCGCCGGGCGAGCGUUGUGUCAAGGUCUUCCAGGGACAUCAGCACAACUUUGAGAAGAAUCUGUUACGUUGCGCCUGGUCACCAGGUGGCGAUAAGAUCAGUUCCGGCUCGGCGGAUCGGCACGUCUACAUUUGGGAUGUGAACACCAGGCGCAUUCUGUACAAGCUGCCAGGACACAAUGGCAGCGUCAACGAUGUCGAUUUUAGUCCACGCGAGCCACUAAUACUCUCCGCGUCCAGCGACAAGACUUUAUAUUUGGGCGAAAUUGAAGAUUAAUAGAUUAUCACAAAUAAGUUUUUAUUUCUGCAUUAUUAUAACGAUUAAUAAAUACUUUGUAUAAUUUGAAA